Messenger RNA from Myripristis murdjan (pinecone soldierfish), 1157 nucleotides. RefSeq names its product protein FAM92B-like. Gene Ontology annotation, biological process: cilium assembly. The coding region runs from base 35 to 1153 and encodes 372 amino acids. Gene Ontology annotation, cellular component: ciliary transition zone; ciliary basal body. NCBI's taxonomy places the organism in Eukaryota, Metazoa, Chordata, Actinopteri, Holocentriformes, Holocentridae. The record is from RefSeq and is a predicted model, not a curated record. The transcript is spliced from 9 exons.
UGCCCUCCCAUUUGAGACUGCCUGUAAGGCUAUUAUGUCACACUGCUGCCAUCAUGUGGCCAGGAUCACCCCUUACAACACCAACACACUGUUGAUGUCUCCAUGGCAACACCUUCUGGUUACCUGGGGCAGGGAUGCCCAGGUGAAGACCAUGGAGCAGACAGUGAAUCAUGCUGAAAAGCACCUAGGUCGCUUUUGCUCCCUGCUGGCUUCCUACACCAGGAAGACAGCCAAACUGAGAGACAAGGGAGACCUGCUAGUCGCACAACUCUUUGAUUUCUCCAGCACAGAGGACCCAGCGCUCCGGGUGGGCCUGAAGAACCUGGCUGAAGACCUGGCCAUGGUGCAGGACUACCGACAGGCUCAGGUGGAGAGGCUGGAGACUCGAGUCGUUGCUCCUCUCAAGGCCUAUGGAGACAUAGUGAAAAGUAAAAGAGCUGAUCUCAAGAAGUUCAAUGCCGAUCGGAACAGAGAGAUGAAGGAGCUGCAGAAAUUGGGGAAAAUACGAUUGAAGAACCCAGCAGACCGGCAGAGCAUUUCACAGGCAGAGGUAAAUGCCCAGAAGGCUUCUAACAACGCUCAACGCAGCACCAGGCAACUAGAGGAGACCAUCAAUGACUUCCAGAGACAAAAAGUGGAGGAAAUCAAGAGGGUUUUCACAGACUUCAUUACAGUGGAGAUGCUCUUCCAUGCCAAAGCCCUGGAGAUCUAUACACACACAUUCCAAAACCUGGAGGCAAUGGACAUAAACAAGGAUCUGGAGCUGUUCAGUAGCAGAAUCAGGAUGUCUGACCCGCUGUCUGGGAUCCUGGGCAGCCCUCUGAGCAGCCACUCCAACUCCUCCAUGAGCCGCCUCACCAGCCCCACUCUGGCCUCGACCAGGGGCCAAAGCCCCAUGUGGACUUUGGCCUCCACCCGAAACCAAGACAACAGACCCCAACACCGGCAAUACACAGAUAAACUAAGGACAUCCCGUACCAGCACCCUACAGCGUCAGAGCAGAGUGGAGGAGGAAGAGGAGGAAGAAGAGGAGGAGGAAGAAGAAGAGGAAGAGUUUCAUGAGGUGUAUGAGUCAGAGACAGAGGAGUUUGAGCACACCAACAGGCAAUCUUAUGCUGCUCAGUACGUCCAGAUGCGCAGACAGCAGAAUUAACAGC